This is a messenger RNA of Acytostelium subglobosum LB1, 786 nucleotides long. RefSeq lists its product as hypothetical. The record is from RefSeq and is a predicted model, not a curated record. The transcript is spliced from 3 exons. NCBI's taxonomy places the organism in Eukaryota, Evosea, Eumycetozoa, Acytosteliales, Acytosteliaceae. Bases 1 to 786 code for a protein of 261 amino acids.
AUGUCAACUACACCAUCACCAUCACCAUCACCCUCACCAGCUACAGCAGCAGCAACAGCAGCAUCAGAGGAUAGUAAACAAACAUUGACUUUCCAAGUCGGUGGAAGUGGAAGUGAGGCCACAUUAGAAGUGGCAACAGGAUUCCAAAAGGGUCUUGGACAGAUACAGGCACGUGGCAUAUGGGUGCUCCUCGCAUUCUGGGCCAUUAUGAUGCUCAUCUCAAUCACAAAGACUAUAUUCACCAUUCGACAAGAACGUAGUCUCAAGAAGCUAAGGUUGGUAACAGGUCUAAUGGUCACAUUCAGUUCAAUAUGCUUCUUCUUGUUAUUCUUCUUGAGGAUCAAUGGAUCACAAUAUGUCCUGUUGCCAUUGGACAAACUUGGAUUCUUGUUUAUAUUAUAUACUUAUUUGCUGAUAUUGUUCUUCUGGAUCAACUCGCUGUUGGUGGGCGAUCCUAGACUACGGGUAGUCAAGUAUCCAAAGUUCUUUAUCAUUGCUGUCGUGGUGCUGUUCCUCGUCGAGAUGGUGGACUGCAUGUUCCAAUCCGUUGCAGCCUAUGAUCCAAGAAGAUUCAGUGCCAUGUCCUACUUCAAGGAGUCCCUCUUCUACAGCUCCUACAAGUCCAUGAUCACCUUCACCCUAUGCUGUUCCUUCAGUUCAGUAGGAUACCUAAUCUAUGAGAAGGCCAAGAAGUUGUCGGCCAAGAAUGUAUAUAGAUUUAAGAGAGUUGGCUUCACUAUUGGAACAUCAUUCUUGUUUGUUGAUGGUGUUCAAUAUCACGUAUGA